CAGGUAUUUAACUUUUGCCACUCCACUCUUAGGAGUGGACUCACUCAAGCUCUUGAGUAUAUUUUGGUGAAUGCAGAAAAAGAAGGAAUCACCAACAAAUGAGCGUCCUCGGGGAGCCAACCACACCACCUUCAGAGCUAGGAGAGCCAACAGGAGGAGUGUGUUGACGAUGACGCACACACCGACACACACUCAAGCACACACGGAGCGAUUGUGCAGUUCAAACUGUGCCACAUAAGGAGGACUCAUCAGCAUCCCCCCAGGGAAAGUCCGCAGCCGUGGUGUCUUCCUCACACUCCAAGAUGAUGAAGUACCUUUCACUGGGGGUGCUGGUGUUGCAGACCACCUCACUGGUACUCACCAUGCGCUACUCCCGCACUCUGAAGGACGAUGGCCCCCGCUACCUCGCCUCAUCCGCCGUCGUGUCCACAGAGGUGAUCAAGAUCCUCGUCUGCACCGUCCUGGUCUACAUAGAGAACAACUUCAGUGCAGAGGCCAUGAAGCAGCUGCUGAAGGAGGAGUUUGUCAGCAGGCCUCGAGAGACCCUGAAGUUGGCAAUUCCUGCAUUAAUCUACACGCUGCAGAACAAUCUUCUCUAUGUUGCCCUAUCCAACCUGGACGCAGCCACCUAUCAGGUCACAUACCAGCUGAAGAUUCUGACCACAGCUCUGUUCUCCGUCUCCAUGCUGGGAAGGAAACUUGGUUUCUAUCAGUGGUUCUCCCUGCUCGUCCUCAUGGCUGGGGUCAUUUUAGUGCAGUGGCCCACUGAGUCUGAAGGAGACUCCGAGCAGAAAGUCCUGUCUUCCAGCGCUCAGUUUGUGGGUGUGAUGGCUGUGCUGAUAGCCUGUCUAUCCAGUGGCUUUGCUGGGGUUUACUUUGAGAAAAUCCUCAAGGAAACUAAACAGAGUGUGUGGGUUCGAAAUAUACAGCUGGGUUUGUUCGGGUUUGCGUUUGCUAGUCUCGGAAUGUUGGGUUAUGACGGCAGGAGAGUAGCAGAGUUUGGAUUGUUUCAAGGCUACAAUUGGAUUGCCUGCACAGUUGUCCUCUUACAGGCUUUAGGUGGCCUGGUCAUAGCUGUGGUGAUUAAAUAUGCCGACAACAUCCUCAAAGGAUUCGCUACCUCUCUGUCCAUCAUCAUGUCCAUGCUGAUCUCCUAUUUUCUGCUGGAGGAUUUCCACCCUUCUGGUGUGUUUUUCUCAGGGGCAACACUGGUUAUCGCAGCCACGUUCAUGUACGGCUAUGAGCACAAACCUGCCAACGGCGGCGCUGUUAAAGUCUAAAAGAGAGAGGUCCGGUCCGGCCUUGCAGCGCCACAGCACAACACAACCAGAGCGGGACUCAGUGGACGUGUGUAUGUGAUAUAGCUUGUAACUGCCAAUCUGCAGUGACGUGAAAAUGGACAUGCUCCAUUACUGGUGCUAAAAAACAAACAUGUCUGUAAAUGACUGUAGUGAUUUUUGGGAGAGAGCAGGCUUCUAGGUUUAUAUUUCCAUAUUCAUAAAGGGGGCUGGUUGUUUGAUACAAGAGAGUAUUUGUCUUUACAAAAAAAAAAAAAAAAAAGGAGAAUUUGGGACAGAGCCUCCAUCUAGUGGCGGAAUGAAAACUAACCAUACAGAUGAAGCCAAAUUGAGGUCUUUUGUGUGAAGAAACAAAUGAAUAAAUUGAGGUAUGGACUAAGCUUGCCUCCCUUUACAUAAAAAUUAAAGCGCUUUACACAUCGAUGAAUACUCUGAACGUGUUUUUCUUUUCAGUUCUACUGCACUCUGAAAACCCCAAACCAGUCUCUAUAGCAACAGACGAAUGCUGCUGAAGGCGAAUCAAUAAAGCUAGAGCGUCUUUUUGUUGAGAAUUUACAUGGUUGCAU
This is a messenger RNA of Nerophis lumbriciformis (worm pipefish), 1864 nucleotides long. RefSeq names its product solute carrier family 35 member A3b (gene slc35a3b). Gene Ontology annotation, biological process: pyrimidine nucleotide-sugar transmembrane transport. Gene Ontology annotation, cellular component: Golgi membrane. The record is from RefSeq and is a predicted model, not a curated record. Gene Ontology annotation, molecular function: pyrimidine nucleotide-sugar transmembrane transporter activity. NCBI's taxonomy places the organism in Eukaryota, Metazoa, Chordata, Actinopteri, Syngnathiformes, Syngnathidae.